This is a messenger RNA of Pteronotus mesoamericanus, 5482 nucleotides long. It is a transcript of the gene C5, whose product is annotated as complement C5. Gene Ontology annotation, molecular function: endopeptidase inhibitor activity; protein binding. Gene Ontology annotation, cellular component: extracellular region. The record is from RefSeq and is a predicted model, not a curated record. Lineage: Eukaryota; Metazoa; Chordata; Mammalia; Chiroptera; Mormoopidae. The transcript is spliced from 41 exons. The coding region runs from base 41 to 5083 and encodes 1680 amino acids.
UCAAAAAGAUUGUACACUUGGUUUACUGCUGUCUCCAGCCAUGGGCCUUUGGGGCAUACUUUGUUUUUUAAUCUUCCUGGGGAAAAGUUGGGGACAGGAACAAACGUAUGUCAUAUCAGCACCAAAACUACUUCGUGUUGGAGCAUCUGAAAAUAUUGUAAUUCAAGUUUAUGGAUACACUGAAGCAUUUGAUGCAAUAAUCUCCAUUAAAAGUUAUCCUGGUAAAGAAUUUAGUUAUGACUCGAAAUCUGUUACUUUAUCCACAGAAAAUAAAUUCCAAAACUCUGCAACCUUAACAAUACAACCCAAACAAUUAUUGGGAAGACAAAACCCAGUUUCACAUGUGUAUUUGGACAUUGUAUCAAAGCAUUUUUCAAAAUCAAAAAAAGUGCCAAUAACCAAAGACAAUGGAUAUCUCUUCAUUCAAACAGACAAACCUAUUUACACUUCAGAACAAUCAGUAAAGGUUAGAGUUUUUUCACUGAAUGAUGACUUGAAGCCAGCCAAAAGAGAAAUUCUCUUAACUUUCAUAGAUCCUGAUGGAUCAGGAGUUGACAUUAUGGAAGAAAAUGAUUAUACUGGAAUUAUCUCUUUUCCUGACUUCAAGAUUCCAUCUAGUCCUAAGUAUGGUGUGUGGAAAAUUGAAGCUAAAUAUAAAGAGCACUUUUCAACAACCGGGGCUGCAUAUUUUGAAGUUAAAGAAUAUGUGUUGCCACAUUUUUCUGUCUCAAUAGAACCAGAAAAUAGUUUCAUUGGCCAUAAGAGCUUUAAUAAUUUUGAAAUUACUAUAAAAGCAAGAUAUUUUUAUAACAAAGUUGUCAGUGAGGCUGAAGCUUUUAUCGCUUUUGGAAUAAAAGAUGACUUACAUGAUGAUAAUAAAAAUAUGAUGAUAAAUGCAAUGCAGAGCACAAUGUUGAUAAAUGGAAUUGCUAAAAUCACUUUUAACUCUGAAAGAGCAGUUAAAGAAUUGUCCUAUGGAAGCCUGGAAGAGUUAAACAAUAAGUACCUUUAUAUUGGUGUAACAGUCAUAGAGUCUACAGGUGGAUUUUCUGAAGAGGCAGAAUUUUCUGGCAUCAGAUAUGUCCUCUCUCCCUACAAACUGAAUUUGGUUGCUACUCCUCUUUUCUUGAAGCCUGGAAUUCCAUAUUCUAUCAAGGUGCAAGUUAAGGAUUCACUUGAUGAAAUAGUGGGAGGGGUGCCGGUGACCCUGAGUGCACAAACGGUCAAUGAAAACCAGGAGAUGGCUGACUUGGAAUCAAGGAAAAGCGUGACAAGUUCCAGUGAUGGAGUAGCUUUAUUCGUGGUUAAUCUCCCAUCUGGAGUGACAGCUCUGGAGUUUAAUGUUAAGACUGAUGAUCCAGAUAUUCCAGAAGAAAAUCAGGCCAGCAAAGAUUACAGAGCAAUAGCAUAUUCAUCUCUCAGCCAAAGUUACCUUUAUAUUGACUGGACUGGAACCUAUAAACCUUUGCUCGUGGGAGAACAUCUGAAUAUUAUUGUUACCCCCAAAAGUCCAUAUAUUGACAAAAUAACUCACUAUAAUUACUUGAUAUUAUCCAAGGGCAAAAUUGUUCACUUUGGCACACGGGAGAAACUUCCAGAUUCCUCUUACCAAAAUAUAAAUGUUCCAGUGACACAGAACAUGGUUCCUUCAGCCCGUCUCCUGGUCUAUUACAUUGUCACAGGAGAGCAGACAGCAGAACUAGUGUCUGAUUCAGUCUGGUUAAAUGUUGAAGAAAAAUGUGGUAACCAGCUCCAGGUUAAUCUGUCUCCACAUGCACAUGCAUAUUCUCCAGGUGAACUUGUAUCUCUUGAUAUGGUAACUCACUCAGAUUCCUGGGUGGCUUUAACAGCAGUGGACAGUGCUGUGUAUGGACUCCAAAGGAAAGCCAACAAGUCCCUAGAAAAAGUAUUUCAUGCUUUAGAGAAGACUGACCUGGGCUGUGGGGCAGGAGGUGGCCGCAACAAUGCAGAUGUAUUCCACCUGGCUGGACUCACCUUACUCACCAAUGCAAAUGCAGAUGACACCUCAGAAAAUGCAGGUGAGCCUUGUAAAGAAAUUCUCAGGGCAAGAAGAAUGCUGCAAAAGAAAAUGAAGGAAGAAGCUGCUAAGUACAAAAAUCAAGUAGUGAAGAAAUGUUGCUAUGAUGGAGCCCACCGUAAUGAUUUUGAAAGCUGUGAAGAGCGAGCUGCCCGGAUUACACUAGGCCCACGAUGCAUCGCAGCUUUUAAGCAAUGUUGUGCUAUAGCACAAGAGAUCCGUGAUGAAGACACUCAUAAACCUCUGACAUUGGGAAGGCUAAAUACACGGACCCUGGCACCAAUAACCAAGACAGAAAUAAGGAGCUAUUUUCCAGAAAGCUGGUUAUGGGAAGUUCAUCAUAUCCCAUCGGCUACAGCAAGAAAGCAGUUGCAGUUUGUGUUACCUGAUUCUCUAACUACCUGGGAAAUUCAAGGUGUUGGCAUUUCAGAUAGUGGUAUAUGUGUUUCUGAUACUGUCAAGGCAAAGGUGUUCAAAGAUGUCUUCCUGGAAAUGAAUAUACCAUAUUCUGUUGUACGAGGUGAACAGAUCCAAUUGAAAGGAACUGUUUACAACUAUAGGAUGUCUGGGAUAAGGUUCUGUGUUACAAUGUCUCCUGUGGAGGGAAUCUGUUCCUCAGGAAGUCCAACCACUGACAGUCAGGGGAAAAAGACCUCCAGAUGUCUGCGCCAGACAGUAGAGGGCUCCUCCAAUCAUUUGGUGACCUUCACCGUGCUUCCCCUGGAAACUGGCCUCCACAACAUCAGCUUUUCACUGGACACUACACUAGGAAAAGAAAUCUUAAUAAAAACAUUACGAGUAGUGCCAGAAGGUGUCAAAAAGGAAAAUUAUGCUGGUAUUACUCUGGACCCAAGGGGUAUUUUUGGUGUCAGUAGCAGACAAAAGGAGUUCCCAUAUAGGGUACCAUUAGAUUUGGUCCCCAAAACAAAAGUCAAAAGGAUUGUGAGUAUAAAAGGACUGCUUAUGGGUGAGAUCAUUUUUACAGCAUUGAGUCGGGAAGGCAUUGACAUCCUUACCCACCUCCCCAAGGGGAACGCAGAAGCGGAGUUGAUGAGCAUUAUCCCAGUAUUCUAUGUUUAUCACUACCUGGAAGCAGGAAGUCAUUGGAACAUUUUUCUCUCUGAUUCAUUAACUGAAAAACAGUACCUGAAGAAAAAAUUAAAAGAAGGGAUGAUAAACAUCAUGUCCUACCAAAAUCCUGACUAUUCUUAUAGCAUGUGGAAAGAUGGACAAGCUAGUACUUGGUUAACAGCUUUUGUUUUAAGAGUUCUGGGACAAUUACAUAAAUAUUUACCUCAGGACCAAAAUUCAAUUUGUAAUUCUUUACUGUGGCUGAUUGAGAACUGUCAACUAUCAAAUGGACCUUUCAAGGAACUUUCCAAUUAUCAACCGAUAAAAUUACGGGGUACCUUAUCUACUGAAGCCCAAGAGAACACCUUGUAUCUUACAGCAUUUGCUGUGAUUGGAAUUAGAAAGGCUUAUGAUGUAUGCCCCCUAAUGAAAAUCAGCACAGCUCUAACUAAAGCUGACACCUUCCUGCUUGAAAAUGCCCUCUCAGCCCAGAGCACCUUUACACUGGCCAUUGCUGCUUAUGCUCUUUCCCUGGGAGAUAGAACUCACUCACAGUUUCAUGCCAUUGUCUCAGCCCUGAAGAAGAAAGCUUUGGUUAAAGGUAGUACACCCACUUACCGUUUUUGGAAAGAUGAUCUUCAAGAGCAAGAUAGCCUUGGACCUACUACUGGUACAGCGCAAAUGGUGGAAACCACUUCCUAUGCUUUACUUACCUUUUUGAACUUGAAAGAUAGGAAUUAUGUUAACCCAAUAAUCAAAUGGCUAUCUGAAGAGCAGAGGUAUGGAGGUGGCUUUUAUUCGACCCAGGAUACAAUAAAUGCCAUCGAGGGCCUGACAGAAUAUUCACUCCUGCUUAAACAACUCCACUUGAAUAUGGAUAUCAGUGUUUCUUACAAGCAUAAAGGUGACCUCCACCAUUAUAAGCUAACAGAGAAGAAUUUCCUUGGGAGGCCACUAGAGGUGUCUGUCAGUGAUGACCUUAUCGUCCGUGCUGGAAACAAUGGCUUGGCUACAGUGCAGGUAAAAACUGUGGUUCAUAAAAUUGGUACCUCUGAGGAAUUUUGCAGCUUUCAUUUGAAAAUUGAAGCCCAGAACAUCGACGCAUCCAGCUACAGAGGCACCCCAUACUACAUGCGCCUGGUGGCGUGUGCGAGCCACAAGCCCGGCAAAGAAGAAUCGUCAUCUGGGUCCUCCCAUGCAGUGAUGGAUAUCUCUUUGCCCACUGGAAUCGAAGCAAACACAGAAGACUUAAGAGCUCUUACAGAAGGAGUGGAUCAACUAUUAACUGAUUACCAAAUCAAAGAUGGACAUGUUAUUCUGCAACUUAAUUCAAUUCCUUCCAAUGAUUUCCUCUGUGUUCGAUUUCGGAUCAUUGAAUCUUUUCAAGUUGGGUUUCUGAAUCCUGCUACUUUCACAGUGUAUGAAUACCACAGACCAGAUAAAAAGUGCACCAUGUUUUAUAGCACAUCCAAUAGCCAACUUCAGAAAGUCUGUGAAGGAACAACGUGCAAAUGUGUAGAAGCUGACUGUGGACAAAUGCAGCCAGAACUGGAUCUGACAAUCUCUGCAGAUAAAAGAAAAAACACAGCAUGUGAACCAGAGAUUGCAUACGCUUAUAAAGUUCGUAUCACAUCCUUCACUGAAGAAAAUGUUUUUGUCAAGUACACAGCAACCCUCCUGGAUGUCUACAAAGCUGGCGAAGCUGCUGCUGAGAAAGACUCUGAAAUCACCUUCAUUAGAAAGGUAACCUGUGUUAAUGCUGACCUGAAAAAAGGAAGACAGUAUCUAAUUAUGGGUAAAGAAGCUCUCCAGAUAAAACUCAAUUUCAGUUUCAAGUACAUCUACCCUUUAGAUUCCUCCACCUGGAUUGAGUAUUGGCCUACAGAUACAACAUGUCCAUCGUGCCAGGCAUUUUUAAAUAAUUUAGAUGAGUUUGCUGAAGAUAUCUUUUUAAAUGGCUGCGAAAAUGCCUGAAAAAUCUCAUCUACGUACAGUUUUCAGUUUGGACUUCUGUUGUUGAAGUUUCUUUCUUCCCUUUUUUUUUUUAAAAAAAAAAAACAUCCACAGCUGGUCUUGUUUGGAAAGCUCCCUUUACUUAGAAUUAGUGGCACUUGCUUUUAUUAAAGAACAAUUUUAAGAGCUAUAACUUUCUGAAAUAACAUGGCCUUGGGGGGCACGGAGACAGAUACUCAUUCCAAGGUCAUUGGACACCAGAAGCAAUAAACGGACCAUCUAAAACCUACCUCUCAGGAAUGUUUGCUGGGGACAAAAGAAUAGCCUAUUGAAAUGUAGUAUCUUACAAAAACAUGGCCUCUGCCUAAAAGAAAAUAACAAGGAACAGAAAACUGAUCAUUAAAGACUGACUUUGCUUUC